GCUAUGAAAAUGGGGAAGAGCAGAAACAGACGAGAAGAGGAGGAAGUCAAAGGAUUAGAUCAUUAGAGUGAGAAAUGAUUGCUUUUUUUUUUUUCCUGAAGGUUAGAAAGGAUGUUAGUUUAUUAUUAUUAUUAUUAUUAUUAUUAUUAUUUAAGAAAGGAAUGUUGGUUGACUAUAAGAGAAAGACUGGAGACCUAGGCGGCUCUUAGUCAAAGAAGAAGACGAGCACUAGCGGCAUGGCUGCUCGAUCGAAGGAGACACGGCGGGUCCGACGGAGAGAGGAAGGUAUGUGAUGCCCUAACAGUUUACCUAUAAAGCACGAGAUUUUAUGCACCAAUGGGCUUAGGGGUCUACGAGUUAUGCUUACAUACAAGAUAAACAGAGUUUUAGAUGGAAGUUCAUGCAAAUUAAGUUAAUCAGACUUUCGUAUCUGCAAUUGUUGGUAGAUUUAGCACAUUUUAUCUUCUCAGGAAAAUUAAAAUGGAUCUUUCUAGAAUUGAGCACAGACUUGCUCAGAUAUUCAGAGUUGGAAAUCGUGCCACCAACUGGCUUGCAAAUUUGGAAGUUGAUAUUACCUGUAUGUAAUUGAAUCGACCCUCCGAAUAUUUCUCCUGCUCUUAAUUCAAUUCUCAUCUGUUACAAAAUGUUUUGGCUUAUUCUAACGUUCUCGUAUCCGUCUUCUUUAAUUUGUCAUCUCGUUUUGUUUUUGAUGAUGAUGUAUCUGCCUUAUCAUCAAGAUCAUCAAGAUCACCUCUUUGGCUCCUUCCUCACUUCUUUAUUUCUAGACUACCUAGAGGAGGUGUUUGGUAGAACUCAUGAUUUGAUUAAAUUAGGAUUUCGUAAAUCCUUUAAAUCCGGAUUUCGAAAAUCCUAAGGGGGCCUAAAUCCUGAAAACUGUUUGGUGACAUUCAUGAUAAAUCCUAUUAAAUCUUGUGUGAGUGUUUGUCUAUAGAAAAGAUUUAAUGAGCGGACUUUUCCUCUUUAGCCAAUGGAUUUUGUAAAUCCGGCAAUAAAAAAGAUUUUGAAAAUCCGGAAUUUAGCACGAAAAGGUGGAAUUUUCCAUCUACAGUGGCUUUAUUUGCCGUGAGAUUUGGUUUUGCAUUUUAGGUCGUUUGGCUGGAUUUCGCUCAAAUCCGCCUAAAGUACGGCCUAUACAACCCCAAAGAGUUCUUAGCUAUUGGACGACUUCAUUCUAAAGGGAAUUUCAAAUUUGGCAAGCUGAGUUAUGUAACAAGUUGUAAGUGGCCCGAGCUGAUUCAUAUUCAGCAACUUGGUGAACUAAAUUCAGUUUCUCGAUGACUUGAUCAAUUUAAUCUAAAUAAGUAUGAGCGCAUAAAUUAUACCAUUACUCAUGUUAAAUUCCCUCUAUAAAAUGUGUUUGGAAGUCAAUGAACAACUUGAGUAGUUAAAUAGGAAUUAAUGGAAAGCACUGCUGCUGCAUUUCUUCUCGUUGUUGACCAUAUAGAUCUGCCUUAGAUUACUCCAAGCUAUAGCAAUUGACAUGAAUAAAUCCCUUUCUCGCCCCAACCAUUCUCUUUCUAUCAAUAUAUAUAACAUAAAUGCGCACAAGGACAAACAGCACAUGCAGACUAAAUUAAAUAUAGUGCUCUGAACUGGAAUACUUUAAGCUUCAUACCUUUUCAUUGUUUUUUUGUUUAAAAUACUGUCAAGUGCCUCAACAAGCAGGAAAGAAGCUCCUGAAAUUUUGGAAUGAUGGGCAUAAAAUAAUCCAACUUUUUCUAUAGAUCCAUCUAAUAUGCAUUACAUCUAUCCUAUAAAAAGGUACCCAACCAACUAAAUAGAACUCAGAAACUAACUUAACAGAAUCUCUAUCUUUCACCGUCUCUAAAAUGCAGGAUUCUCUUAUGACUCCUCUUCAACUUCCUCUCUUGGAUGUCUCCCAACCCUUACAUCCUUCUGUUCUCUCUGUUCUCAAUUCAGCUUGUCGUGAUUGGGGCUUCUUCCACAUCACCAACCAUGGAAUCUCCAAGGAACUCUACAAUAAGAUCUACAUCCUAUGCAAAGAAGUUUUUAACCAGCCUUUAGAUAUUAAGCUCAAGCUAGGACCAUCAGCCAGCAUCAAUACCUACACUCCUCACUUCAUUGCAUCCCCUUUCUUCGAAAGUCUUCGAGUUUCUGGUCCAGACUUCUAUAACUCAGCUAAGAAAUCAAGCAAUGUACUAUUUCAACGAGCCAAUUCGGAGUUCUGUGAAGUAUUGCAAGAAUAUGGAAAUAAGAUGAUUGAUUUAUCAAAGAAGAUUAUCUCUAUUCUUUUGAAUUGUCUUGAAGAUGGAUUUGAGAAGAAAUACCAUGAAUCUGAAUUCAUUAGGUGCCAUGGAUACCUUAGGAUUAACAACUACUCAGCUCCAGGGAACUUUGAUACAGGAGAAAUUGAAGGGCUUGGAAAACAUACAGAUAUGAGCUGCAUCACAAUUCUUUACCAGGAUGAGAUUGGUGGGCUUCAGGUAAGAUCAAAGAGAGGGGAAUGGGUGAACUUAACACCAAAUGAAGGAACAUUGGUAGUGAACAUUGGAGACUUGCUCCAAGCUUGGAGCAAUGGACGGCUGAGAUCAUCCGAACACAGGGUGGUGUUAAAACAUUGUGUUAAUAGAUUCUCAAUGGCUUUCUUUUGGUGCUUUGAGGAUGAAAAGGUGAUAAAAGCUCCUGAAGAUUUAGUGGGAAAAGAAAACAGUAGAAUGUAUCCACCAUUUAUUUGUCAGGACUACGUAAAAUUUCGGGAGAAUAGUGAGAGAGGAAGAUUUGAUAUUGUUGGAUAUACUGUUGAUGAUUUCACCCUGAAAAGCACUUCGAUAUCUAAAGAUUUUAAUUCUAAACGAAGUGCUAGUAUCUGAUUUUCAAUCUGAGAAAGAUAUUUCAUCUUUUCUGAAUUGAAUUGUUGUAUUCUCCCCAUUGUAAAGUUAUACGAGUAAAAGAUGUGAUCUUUUCUACCAUUCAUGGAAUUGUUUUCAUAGCCUCUGAAAUAUAAUUGACAUUAACGGGCUGUUUGGUAGCACCCAAAAUUUCAUUUAAGUAGGAUUUCGUAAAUCCUCUAAAUCCGGAUUUAUGAAAUCCGCUGGGGGGUUAAAUCCUAAAAACUAUUUGGUAACAUUUAUGAUAAAUCUUGUGUGACUGUUUGACUAUUGAUUGUUAAAUCCUGAAACAAGCGGAGUCUUCUUCCCUCUCGCGCCAACAGAGUGUUAAAUCCGCCGAAUCAGAGGAUUUCAGAAAUCCGGGAAUUGUCACAAAAAGUGGUAAUUUUCCGUCUACGGCGGCUUUCAUUUACUGAGAGAUUUGGUUUUGCAUUUUAGGCGGUUUGGCUGGAUUUCGCUCAAAUCCGGCCUAAAUCCUGUUACCAAACAACCCCUAUAUAUUGAGGCAAUUCAACCGUUGAAUAUUGAACCUAAUGAAAUAGCUAUGGAUGUUACUUGGUUGGUGGAUGAAAAGAAGAAAUCCUAUGAGAUAUUUGAAUGUUCUUAAUUGUUGAAUAAUGCGUUAGAUACGAGUUGAAAAACUUGGGAUUUCGGGCCUGUUUACAUUGCAAAACCACAAAUUUGGUGCAGAUUACGUGGACCAAUUUGGGCCUUAAGAUAUGCUCUAAUUACCGUGUGGAAGGAUUAUGCAGGGAACAGGAUGGAACAAGGAGUCCUUUGAUUUGAUGGUUUUGAAAUAAA
This is a messenger RNA of Dendrobium catenatum, 3671 nucleotides long. Its product is annotated as gibberellin 20-oxidase-like protein. The record is from RefSeq and is a predicted model, not a curated record. The transcript has 2 exons. Lineage: Eukaryota; Viridiplantae; Streptophyta; Magnoliopsida; Asparagales; Orchidaceae. The coding region runs from base 1851 to 2852 and encodes 333 amino acids. Gene Ontology annotation, molecular function: dioxygenase activity.